This is a messenger RNA of Danio aesculapii, 1669 nucleotides long. RefSeq names its product doublecortin domain-containing protein 2-like. The transcript has 9 exons. NCBI's taxonomy places the organism in Eukaryota, Metazoa, Chordata, Actinopteri, Cypriniformes, Danionidae. The record is from RefSeq and is a predicted model, not a curated record. Gene Ontology annotation, cellular component: microtubule organizing center; microtubule; kinocilium. Bases 1 to 1239 code for a protein of 412 amino acids. Gene Ontology annotation, biological process: intracellular signal transduction; neuron migration; dendrite morphogenesis.
AUGAGUGCGGAGAAGCCCAACUUUCUGUCUCAGCCCGAGGUGAAGAGCAUUUAUUUCUUCCGCAACGGAGACCCGUUCUUCGAGCCCCGGCGGCUGGUGCUGAACGCGCGGCGGGUGUGCGGGUUCGAGGCGGUGCUGCGGGAGGUGACCGGCGGGGUGCGGGCGCCGUUCGGGGCCGUCAGGAGCAUCUACACCCCCCGCGGCGGACACCCGGUGCUCUCGCUGGAGGAGCUGCGGAGCGGGGAGCAGUAUGUGGCCGCCGGCAGAGAGAAGUUCAAGAAGAUCGAUUAUUCACAGAUUGGAAGCAGAAAGAAGAGAACGCUUCAGCUCAAUGGAGUGCUGAAGCCUGUUCCUCAGAGUCGAGUGAUGGUUUCUGCACGCUUCCUCAAGCCCAUCAAGGAGCCCUGCGCAAUAUUUAUUGUGGCGAAUGGUGAUGUCCUGAAUCCAGCAGUGAGGUGUCUGAUUCCCAGCCGUGUGAUUGGUCAAUUUGAGCGGAUUCUGGAGAUGAUCACAGAGAAGAUGGGCCUGCGGAUUGUGGGCGGAGUACACAGUCUGUACACUUUCGAGGGCACUCUGAUCAUGGAUGGGAAGGAGUUAGAGAACGGGCAGUUUUACGUGGCCGUCGGCAGAGACAAGUUUAAGAAGCUUCAGUACAGCGACCUGCUGUUCAGCAAACACACGGCGGUGAAGAGAGUCAACGGGUCUAAAGCGGCGUCUCUUCCACCCAUCUACAAAUACAGACGGCAGAAUGGAGACGUGUUGAACCCUCAGAGUAAGUGUGGGAGUGUGCAGGACAAGAGCGCAGCAGCAGUGAGCAGCAGCUCAGAGGAUCAGCUGAUGUCCAUGGUGAGGGAGAUGUCUCAGGCCAGACUCAGAAUCAUUCGCAAGAAGAGGAGCAUGACCACCUCGCUGGAGACACAGGACAAUGAUGAUGGAGAGGACGGAACAGCAGAGGAUGAGAGCAGGCCUGCAGCAGUGGAGCAGGAGCUCAGUCCAGACGUACAAGACGCCUCCAAAAGUGAGACCGAACCAGCGGAGGAAGAAGAAGAAGAGAAGAAAGAAGAGACGGAGGUGGAGAAACAGGAAGAGGAGGAGAAUAAAGAAGAGGAACAGAUAAACCAAAGCGGAGAAGAGAAACAAGAAGAAGCUGAAGGAGAGAAAGAAGAGGAGGAGGAACAUGUGGAGGAGAACCAGAGCGCAGAGAACCCAGAGGAACCAAACACUGAUGGAGAGAAUUAAUCAUAUUUACAUGAUGAAAGUGAAGAGAUUAUCAGCUCUUAUCAUUCACACACACACACACACACACACACGCACGCACGCACACACGCACACACACACACACACACACACUCACACACUCUCCACAUCUCCUUUAUUUUUAUGAAGUAAAUGAACUUUAGGAGCACAGGUUUUAAUUCUGAUCAUGUAUUCAUAUUAUCUAUAUCGCUCUGAGAUAAUAAAAGUAAUGUAGUGAAUGUAAUCACGCUGCUAGUUUAGGAUUUAAAUCAAUAUAUCCUCCAUACAGGAGCUGAACUGUUAACUAAACCUGCUGUACACUGAGAGAGGUGAAGGUUAUGUCAGAGGAUUUCAUGUUGAAGAUGGAUAAAUGUGAGGAUGUUGUGUUUGACGUCUGCUCGUGUGUGUGUGUGUGUGUGUGUGUGUGUGUGUG